Molecule: messenger RNA, 818 nt
Organism: Prunus avium (sweet cherry)
Lineage: Eukaryota; Viridiplantae; Streptophyta; Magnoliopsida; Rosales; Rosaceae
Product: RNA-binding (RRM/RBD/RNP motifs) family protein
Molecular function (GO): RNA binding
Source: RefSeq, a predicted model, not a curated record
UUUGGUCGCACAAAGUACGAGAAGCUUCUGAGUUGUGAUUAAUAGGGUUUUAGCAGCUGCCCGACCCGAACCAAAACCAAACCUGAUAUUUCUCUUUACUCGUUAAACCCUGAACCCCAAAAUCCCCAACCCCUGUAAUCUCUCUGUCCAUUGAAGUCGGAUCAUAUCAAAUGGCGUUCAUCUCUAGCUUCCGACGCGUUCUUGGCGGAUCUUCCUCUGCUAUUCAAUCCCAAUUCGUCGCCAUUCGUCACAAUUCAACUCUCACUUCCCCCAAGCUAUUCAUCAGCGGUCUUUCCAGACUAACAACAGAUGAAAAGCUUCAAGAGGCAUUUUCUCCAUUUGGGCAGAUUGUAGAUGCGAAAGUGGUUAUCGAUAGGGCGUCGGGAAGAUCAAAGGGGUUUGGUUUCAUCACAUACACGUCCAUUGAAGAGGCCGAGCAAGCUAGAGAGGGAAUGAAUGCCAAGUUCUUAGAUGGGUGGGUUAUUUUCGUUGACCCUGCGAAACCUAGGGAGCCUAGGCCUCCACCUCAAGCACAGCCAAAUCCUUCUGAAACUGGUUUUAGAACUAACAAGACCAUUGGAUGGUGUGGAUGAUUGCAUAAGUUCCUUGGGUUGAUCUCAUUGUGAUGAAAGCAAGGGGAGUUGAAAUACUGUAAUACUCUCUUGUGUUAUUUGUAUUGAGAAACAUGAAAGACUUGGUAACUUAGGUGAAUUAUUUGGGACAGGGGACCUUGUUAACCUUGUGUAUUGGUUCAUUUUGGCCUCUGUUUGAACCACUUUAAUGCUCUAAUCUAUAUGCCAAUGUUGGCUUCCUUCUUU